AUGGACCAUCUACCCCUCCCAGACAACGUUGAUGACCACCUCAUCGUUCCAUACCUCGAGGGUAUUCCAUAUGAUAACCAGGGUUUCCUAGGUUAUGAUAUCCGUGCAGGAUGGGACGUGCAGCGACUACGGCAGGGCAAGAUCCUCGAUGCCCGACAGGACUGGGAUGAUUAUCAUCGAGUUGCACUCGGCUCACACGCAGACGCCAGGUACCUCGCAGAUGGAAAUCCAUUCGAAACAAUGAUCGGAUCAUUUAUUCAAAACUGGUUUAUUUACGGUAUUUUCCAAGUAGUACUCAAGAGACCCAUCCACCGGGAAGAAGCCGUCCUCGAACGAAGCGACUUGAAUGGAGUGCAUUUCAAAUGCUUGACUACAAAAGCCUUAUUCCAGGAAUUCACGUCAAGGGCCCAUGAGCUGGCUGCUACUUACAAGGACUGGAUGGCGACCGUGAGCGAUUGCUUGAAGCGCUGCGCGUGGAUUCUCGAAGAUCUGGAUACGUGGAUUGAUGACAUGGACGAGAUUCUCGUCCCAGGACCGACGUAUCUGGCGCUGGCAUCGCUCGUCCAAACCAUGGACGAGUACAACGCGCUUUGGUUUGGGGUGGAAAAUUAUCCCUUGACUGCACAUAUGAGUCGCGCGCGCUGGCUUGAGCAGCAUGUUACAAGUGACUUGGAAUGGUGUCCGGCUCGCAAGUCAAGAAUCCACGCCGAUGUGGGCAUCAGUGGUCUCUACUAUGCGAGCAUCAUCCCGAAAACUGGGAGAGAAGCUGACCACACCGCCUGCACUGGUUCAAUGUGUCUCGCUUAUAAUGUGUCGGACAAUGCUGCAUACCUGCAGUGCCACCAGAAUGCGUUCUGCAGAUGUGACGUGCCGGGAUGUUUGCACGAUGACCCCAAAAGCUGCCCAUGUAGAAUGAGCUGUAUCGAAAAUAUUGGAAAUAUAGGAGAGCGAAUCCGUCAUGUGGUUUUGGAGGGCGGAGUUCCACUCAUCUCCACUGAUAGAUCAAACGGCUCGGUGAGUCUUAAGAUUACACCUUUCAAGGCCGGGCUCAAUUAUGUGGCGAUAUCGCAUGUCUGGAGCGACGGGAUGGGCAAUCCGUUGCAAAACAUGAUUCUAUCAUGUCAAGCUGAAUACCUGCAACAAUGUACAUGUGAAGUUUUAGGGCUCUUGCAAGAGGGCGAGGCAGCACACUUCUGGCUGGACACUCUCUGCGUGCCCCUAACGCCAGACUCAGCCAGGUGGGCUGCCAUCGAAGGGAUGCAUCGAAUUUACUCCAACGCAACAACCGUCCUCGUCCUGGCGGAAGAACUCAUGACCUGCGCACUUCCCUCGUCCAUUGACGAGAUUGUCAUGCGAAUUGUCCAGUGUAAAUGGAUGACACGGCUCUGGACCAUGCAGGAGGGUAUACUUGCUCGGAAUCUGAUGUUUCAGUUCCGCGGCAAAGCCAUCCCCUACUCCUAUCUUAUGAAAUGGCAUAAUCAAUCACUGAAACGGAUUCCUCAAGUGUCACACAGGCCAGCGCAUAAAGGCUACGAUACUAUUUCGUCCAGACUCUCCUUUGAAAGCAACCCAAACAACACGCCAGCGGACAGACUGCGCUCUUUUUGGUGGUCAAUGCGUCACCGAACCACCUCCCGCCUGAGUGAUCAAGCCAUUUGCGCAGGGAUCCUCUGCGGACUCGAUUUGUCCAGGAUUCUAGCAGCCCCUUCAGACCAGAAAAUGGCCGUUCUGUGGCAAGAGUUUAAGCAAGUUCCGCUGAGUAUGCUUUGGCUGACGGGCCCGCGUAUGCAAACUGACUCCAUGCGCUGGGCUCCAUCCACGCUGCUGGAUCCCCAUACCUGGGCGGUACCUCCGAAGAACACCACUUCUGUGGCAAGGGUUUCCGAGGAAGGUGGCCUCUAUUUCUCCGGAGUUGAAGCCCUCGCUUUACCGGGAUUGAAGCGCCCGACCUCAAACGACAGAUUUGUCGCCAUUCAAGUGCCUCCGGAAAUGGGCACGUACCACAUUUUGAUAGUCCAAGAUCCUGGGAAUCCCCAGUGGGACGAGCUUGAGGCCCACUGGUCCAAUGUCGCUCUGCUCUGGGACAAAGAGGCACAACCGAUCAUUGAGUUCUUCCCUGGCGUACUCGUGUCGGUGGUGACCGAGGAACGCGAUUAUGCUUCUUUGAUCUCAGAUACUGAUUUUGGAGGACGCGAAGAACGACCUAUCCAUGCGAACUGGCUGACUCAAGUGACGAUUUUAUCUCAGGGUGAGAAUUGGCGCGAAAUGGUGGCAAACUUUCCAGCAGCCGGCUCCGAGACUGACAAUUCUGUGAGUGAUAUGUUGGACCCUGCGUCCUAUUCAGCUGAAACUUUGGUCAUUCCAGCAACACGGCAUUGGUGUAUUUCUUGA
Molecule: messenger RNA, 2391 nt
Organism: Fonsecaea erecta
Lineage: Eukaryota; Fungi; Ascomycota; Eurotiomycetes; Chaetothyriales; Herpotrichiellaceae
Exons: 1
Coding region: 1-2391 (796 amino acids)
Source: RefSeq, a predicted model, not a curated record